Pistacia vera is the source of this 1196-nucleotide messenger RNA. Its product is annotated as uric acid degradation bifunctional protein TTL. NCBI's taxonomy places the organism in Eukaryota, Viridiplantae, Streptophyta, Magnoliopsida, Sapindales, Anacardiaceae. The record is from RefSeq and is a predicted model, not a curated record. The transcript is spliced from 6 exons. Gene Ontology annotation, molecular function: carboxy-lyase activity; hydroxyisourate hydrolase activity. The coding region runs from base 27 to 1019 and encodes 330 amino acids. Gene Ontology annotation, biological process: purine nucleobase metabolic process.
GGUAUCGUUUUGAUUAGGGUGGAUUCAUGGAUCGAUUGAGAGAGAUGGAGGAAUUGGUAGAAUUAGAUGAGAAGAAGUUGUUGGCAUGCUGUGGAAGUAGCCAAUUCGCCAAGGAGAUGGCCUUGGCGUCUCCUUUUCCCUCUUUAGAUCAAGCCAUCUCUGCCGCCCGACACAUCUGGUUCAAUAAGGUUGAUGUGAAUGGCUGGCUUCAAGCAUUUUCGGCUCAUCCUCAGAUCGGUCAAUCAACUUCUUCAGAGUGGAGUAAAGGAGAGCAAUCCACUGCUUUUGCCACUGCUAAUGAUUCUACUUUGCGGGAACUAGCCGAUUGGAAUGCUCGCUAUAUACAAAAAUUUGGAUUUAUAUUUAUUAUAUGUGCAUCUGGGAGGACUAUUGCGGAAAUAGUUUCUGAACUGAAGAAACGAUAUUCAAACAGACCCAUUAUUGAGUUUGAAAUCGCUGCCCUGGAGCAAAUGAAGAUAACUGAAUUGCGCUUAGCAAAACUUUUCUCUGCUAAACCAAUAGCUGCUUCCACAGAUACUGCCGAUGGUGCGAAGAAAGCAGAAGAUCGUAUGAGUGUCAUUGGAGGACACUUGGCCCUUACUUCUGAAACUUUAGCGGGAAAAACAUCCCAAAUCCCAAGUCGAACCCGACCACCCAUCACAACCCAUGUGUUGGAUGUUUCUCAGGGGUCCCCAGCUGCUGGUGUGGACGUGCUUUUAGAGAUAUGGAAAGGCACACAACCACGUCCCUUGUUUGGUGAUGCAGAUAAAAGUGGGUGGGUAGUCCAGGGGUCAUCAACAACAGAUAAAGAUGGGCGAAGUGGUCAACUGAUGAGCAUUGUUGAGGAUUUGAACCCGGGAUUUUACAGGAUAACAUUUAACACUGGUACAUAUUUUCCUGCGGGAUUCUUUCCCUAUGUUUCUAUCGUGUUUGAGAUCAAAGAAUCACAGCAGCGAGAACACUUUCAUGUUCCUCUGCUGCUUUCACCAUUCUCGUUCACUACUUACCGUGGAAGCUAGAAAUUUAUGGUUUUGGUAGGCAGUUGACAAAUGAAACUCCAUUUCUUUUGCAGAUAUGUAUUAGGAGUGUGUUGUAAUACAGUAUGUCAAGUUACUGUUAUUUAUCCAUAAAAUAAACAAACAGAUAAUAUAAAGAUUGCUUCCUUAUGAUGGUCAAAAAGCAUUGAGUUAUUCCUU